Gracilinanus agilis (Agile Gracile Mouse Opossum) is the source of this 1077-nucleotide messenger RNA. Its product is annotated as unconventional myosin-XVIIIa-like. The coding region runs from base 208 to 753 and encodes 181 amino acids. The transcript is spliced from 2 exons. The record is from RefSeq and is a predicted model, not a curated record. NCBI's taxonomy places the organism in Eukaryota, Metazoa, Chordata, Mammalia, Didelphimorphia, Didelphidae.
GCAGCCGGUGAGAAGCCUGGAGAGUGAAGCAGAUGAGAUCGGGGCCUCUCCUGAAGUAGCGGGGAUAAGAUUUGGGAAUGGUAGGGAGGAGGCCGGCAAGGCCUCACAGUGGUACUCACACAGGUGAGUCAGCGGGACUCGGACUCCGAGAAACGCCUGCGGAAGGACCUGAAACGGACCAAGGCCCUGCUGGCGGAUGCCCAGAUCAUGCUGGACCACCUGAAGAACAGCGCCCCCAGCAAGAGGGAAAUCGCCCAGCUCAAGAACCAGCUGGAGGAGUCUGAGUUCACCUGUGCAGCUGCAGUGAAGGCCAGGAAGGCGAUGGAGGUGGAGAUCGAGGACCUUCACCUGCAGAUUGAUGACAUCUCCAAAGCCAAGACAGGGGUAAGAGCUCCAGCAUGGAGGGAGAUGGGAGGUUGGGGCUGGACACAGACCAGCACCCCUUUUAUUUUACAGAUAAGGGAACUGAGGCCUGGGUGGGGUGGCAUGGAUUCAUCCACGCAGGUGGUAAAUCUCAGAGAUGGGGUACAGCCCUCGGUCCCCUCACCUCGAAUCUGGCCCCAUCUCUCCCCUGCAUGCUGCCUCCUUCUGGGUUCUGAGGAUCAUCCAUCCAUCAUAGACUUUAGGGACCUCAGAGGCCCUGCAGUGUCACCCCUGUAUUUGAUAGAUCCAGGGCACGCCUGCAGCAAGCAUCAAUCAGGAUUUGAAUCCAGGCCCUCUGAUGUGCGAGCCGGUGGCUCUGCCUUUAAAUAGCUCCCAUCCCUCCUCUUUCCAGCCCCGGCUCAGGAGGAGAUCUGUGCCCCCGUGCAGGGGGCUUUGAUCAGGCUGGGAGAGAGGGCUUACCGAGGGGGUCCCGCCUCCCUAUUUAGCCACCUGCGUGGGGGGCUUGGCCACAGCCACAGCAUCGUAAAUAGAGGCGGGCGAUGUAAACGGGCACCUGGAGAUUCCCCCAAGUACCGGGGAGAGGCCACGAUGCUCUCCCCCUCCCUCCCUGCCUGCCCAGGCCUGGCCUGCUGAUGGAGAGCGCUCGGUAAUUAGAGCCUUUAUUUAAUGCCUCCUUUUAAUUCCUCGCCUCCC